AUGGACGCCUUCGAACAAUUAUAUCAGAAAAUUGAUUUUCCUGAACGAUUCAUUGGCAAAUCAACCGAUGGUAAGACAGAUUCAUGGAUUUCAAAAGAAAUAUUACAUAAAAUCAAACAAAAUUAUACGAAAACAGAUUUAGAAGAAAUUAAUAAUCUAAUUAUUACAAAAUAUUUAAACAAAUCUAAUGAAAUACCGAACUUGGUUCCAGGAGUUCACGAUCUAUUCAAACAAAUUCUAAAAAUGAAAGACGUUUCAAUUGGAAUCGCAAGCGGAAACUUCCCAACUAUCGGUUGGAAAAAGCUAGAAAUCACAAAUCUGUUACAGUAUUUCCCAAAUUUGAUCAGUGGAAUGGGAUAUUUUGACACAAGAAUUGAAUGUCUAUUAGAUGCCAAGAAAAACGCUCAAAAACAAAGUAGUAAACAAUUCAAGCGUUUUGUACAUAUUGGAGAUACUAUCAAUGAUGUUGAAUCAGCAAAAGCGGUUAAUUUUACUCCAAUAUUAGUUAAAACAGGUAGGGCUAUACCCGAAUCUAUUAUAUCCACAUUACAUUGUACUGUUGUUGAAAAUUUUGAAGAAGGAAUCGAUAAGAUUCUGCAAACUAUAGCUGAGUAG
This is a messenger RNA of Trichomonas vaginalis G3, 615 nucleotides long. Its product is annotated as HAD-hyrolase-like family. The record is from RefSeq and is a predicted model, not a curated record. Bases 1 to 615 code for a protein of 204 amino acids. The transcript has a single exon. NCBI's taxonomy places the organism in Eukaryota, Parabasalia, Trichomonadida, Trichomonadidae.